AUGGGAGCGCUGGAUGACAAGGGGAGGGAACCGAUCACUUUCGACGAGGGGUUGUUGAGGGCGUUGUGCGAUUCGCCGUACGCUCUGCAACUGAUUACGGAGCGCAUAAAACAAAGUAUCGCUUCAUGUAAACAAUUCGCCGCUUUCCUCCGGUCCCGGUCGGAAUUGGAAGAUAAGUACGCGAGAAGCGGGUUGGAAUUGAAGAGGAUGAGCGAUGAUAGUUAUGCAAGGGGUUAUUGCAAAGCCGGGACGUUUGUCCGGGCGUACAAAAAGUCUUUGGACGUGCACGAGGCAUUGGCGCAGAACCGGUCGAGGUUCGCCUCCCGGCUGAACGAGAUGAGCGAAGAGCUUGUCAACCUGGCCAAGGAGGGGGAGCGGCUAAGAAAGCUUCACAAGGAUAACGGGGCACGGUAUGAGAGGAAUGUGCAAGAGGCUGAGAUGUAUAUGGAGAAGGCAAAGAGCAGAUUCGACACCACGGCAGAAGAGUUGGAACGGAUUCUCAUCGCCAAAGAAGGCGAAAACGUGCGUGACAGCGGGAACAUGGUCUCGCCGGGUUCGUCAUCACGGGACAAGCGUGGAUUGGGCAAGGCCAUGGCCAAGGGAGGGAUGCUGUUCAAGAGCAAAGGGCCGGCACAGAUGCAGAGGCAAGAGGACGAGGUCAGGCAGAGAAUGAACUCGGCGAGCGAGGUGUUCCGGAAGGCUGUGCAGAGCAAUCAGCAGGCAAAACAGGAAUACUUCAACUUGCACUUGCCAAAGAUCCUUCGGCUGCUUAAAGAAUGCGCCGACGAGAUCGAUAUGGGCACGCAGUAUCAUAUGGCCCGAUACGCGUAUCUCUACGAGUCGACGAUAUUAGCGGAUGCUACUGCAGUGGCGCCUGCGUUGCCGCAGGACUCUAUCGGUCUCCGGGCAAUCGUCGAGACUAUUGACAAUCGAACAGAUUUUACCAAGUAUAUGCAGAACUACAAUGCUGCUCGCGGUCCUGUAGCAGCAAGAGCUCCAAAGAAGGAUGGACCGUAUGAGGACGGUUUCAUGCCGGCACUACCACCUCACGUACAAGCGUCCCAGAUGGCCCAGACGCAACAGUCAACAGCUAACAAUGGAGAAUCUUCUCAGCUACCUGCUAUACCGGGCGCUUACAAUCCUGGCCCACCGGCAGUAUCAGGCUCUACAUUCGGAGUCGAGCUAAGCGAACAGGUCGUCAGCGAAGGCACAGAAGUGCCAAAGGUGGUCGAAAAAUGUGCUCAGGCCAUAGAAGCAUACGGUUUGGAUCAGAUGGGUAUCUAUCGGCUGAGCGGAACGACCUCGAAGGUGCAACGGCUGAAGGCAGCUCUAGAUGCCGACCUGGACGCGGUCGAUGUCAUGUCGGACGAAUGGAGCGGCGAUAUCAAUGUCGUAGCUUCAGUUCUGAAACAGUGGUUCCGCGAGCUACCGGAACCGUUGCUUACGCAUGCACUUUAUCAAGGCUUCAUUGACGCUGCUCGUUACGACAAUGACCGGUUACGGCAUAUCCGACUGCACGAACAAGUCAACGAGCUUCCGGACGCCAACUAUGCCACGCUCAAAUUCUUCAUGGGGCAUCUCGACAAAAUUCGGCGGAAAGAAUCUGUCAACCAGAUGUCAGUUUCCAACUUGAGCAUUGUCUUUGGGCCGACAUUGUUGGGCGCCCCUGCUAGUAUGGGAGGCAUGAACCUGGAACACAUGUCGUUCCAGUGCAAAGCGGUAGAAACGAUUCUGGAACGGUACAAGGAGAUCUUCGUGGAGGAGGAGGAAGCGCCGGCCGCUUGA
Molecule: messenger RNA, 1785 nt
Organism: Filobasidium floriforme
Lineage: Eukaryota; Fungi; Basidiomycota; Tremellomycetes; Filobasidiales; Filobasidiaceae
Product: Rho GTPase activation protein
Exons: 14
Coding region: 1-1785 (594 amino acids)
Biological process (GO): signal transduction; regulation of GTPase activity
Cellular component (GO): cytoplasm
Source: RefSeq, a predicted model, not a curated record